AUUAGAGCUAUUGCUACUGGUAACAAAGACCCAUUGAAAAGUUGGCCUGUUUUAUUCCCCUACGUACUUAUCUCUGUAUGAUUAAACCUUUGAGAAAAUAUUUUAAAUCUGCUUUUGUUUGGCGGGCCGGGGCUUGCAUUGACCAGUUUUACUGUUAAACACUGGACGACUUGGUCCCUAGUUUACCACUCAAGCAAGAGCAGUAGAAGCGAGCAGUCAUGGCUGAUCAACUCUCAGAAGAACAAAUUGCCGAAUUCAAAGAGGCUUUCAGUCUUUUUGAUAAAGAUGGGGAUGGAACCAUUACAACGAAAGAACUUGGCACCGUGAUGAGGUCACUGGGUCAGAAUCCUACAGAGGCAGAACUUCAAGACAUGAUCAACGAAGUAGAUGCUGAUGGAAACGGAACCAUCGAUUUCCCAGAAUUCCUUACCAUGAUGGCUAAGAAAAUGAAGGAUUCGGAUUCCGAGGAGGAACUCCGUGAAGCUUUCCGAGUCUUUGAUAAGGACGGAAAUGGAUUCAUUAGUGCUGCAGAGUUACGUCACGUGAUGACAAAUUUAGGUGAAAAACUAACAGACGAAGAGGUUGAUGAGAUGAUCAGGGAGGCUGAUUUGGACGGUGAUGGACAGGUUAACUAUGAAGAAUUCGUAAGAAUGAUGACAAGCAAGUAAAGAAAGGGAAAUAUCCUUAAUGAGAAAAACUUGACAAUGGAGUCUUUAACCUGAAAGUUCACAUCCGGGUGUCCAUUCAAAAUCAUUUCAUACAUAUUCAUAAUUGUGAUAUUUUUCAUACCCUUCCAGGACAGAUGCAUACACUGACAUUUUACAAACAUUUUUUGUUGUGAUCUGAAACUGGCAUAUUUUAUAUAAAACUUAUUUGUAUUGUUGAAUAAAAUCUGUUGACAAC
This is a messenger RNA of Saccostrea echinata, 903 nucleotides long. RefSeq names its product calmodulin-like. The record is from RefSeq and is a predicted model, not a curated record. Gene Ontology annotation, molecular function: calcium ion binding; enzyme regulator activity. Lineage: Eukaryota; Metazoa; Mollusca; Bivalvia; Ostreida; Ostreidae. The coding region runs from base 219 to 668 and encodes 149 amino acids. The transcript is spliced from 5 exons.